Messenger RNA from Porites evermanni, 357 nucleotides. The record is from the annotation of a GenBank genome assembly. Lineage: Eukaryota; Metazoa; Cnidaria; Anthozoa; Scleractinia; Poritidae.
UCAGGAAAGCUACUGCUUGAAGGUGACUCAGAAGAAGACAUUUCAGAUUCUCAAAAAGGUGAUCCUUUUAUUCCUGAUGAACCAGACCCUGCAAAAUGUAAUGCGCUGAAGAGUUCACUUUGGGAACUGAAAACUCUCCAAAGCCAUUAUUAUCCAGGAGUUUCAUCACUUGUGGAAAUGCUUCAGAAGCCACUCGGUACCAUGGAAACAGACAUCUCACAGUAUUUUGAUGAGGAUUAUGAUCAACUGUUCCAGAAGCAAUGCAGAAAGAUUACAGCGGAAAAUGCAGUUUUGGAGUUUCAAGUUCCUAAGGGAUUAUUUAGUAAGGGCAUGUUAGAGAGCUGGGUCUUGAAGUAA